Molecule: messenger RNA, 801 nt
Organism: Erigeron canadensis
Lineage: Eukaryota; Viridiplantae; Streptophyta; Magnoliopsida; Asterales; Asteraceae
Product: B3 domain-containing protein Os04g0386900-like
Exons: 3
Coding region: 172-654 (160 amino acids)
Molecular function (GO): DNA binding
Source: RefSeq, a predicted model, not a curated record
UUCUUACUUUAUUAUCUACUGACGAUGAUGAUUUUAGGUUUUACCUUACUUGUAUCUUAUUAUUAUUCGGUUUUGCUUAUUGAUAUCCCUACUACAAUGCGAUCAAAAACUUAGAACUUUUUUUUACCCAAGUUGCUUGUAUAUGCUGGCUCAUAAUUAUUUCAAACAACGAUGGAUUUCCAAGCACAGAAACAAUCCGCCAAAACUGGCGGUGGAGAAACUAGUUACCAGCCUAAUUGUGAAGAAGAAGAAGAAGCAGCUGAAUAUUGGCCAUUAUCAGGUAGUAAACCAUAUUUUAUUGUGGUUCUUCCCAAUUCCAACCCCUUGAAGCCAUUUCAAGUGCGCAUCCCCCGAGAAGUGUCUGACAAGAUUCCAACUACUACGGUCCUUGCUAAGAUAGUAUACCAGGGGAAGGAGUGGGACCUACCUUACCUUCCUGAUAGGGAUAAAAAAAAGUUUGCGACUCAAGCAUGGGGAAAAUUUGUGAGAGAUAUGGAUCUUAAAGUUGGGGAUGCAUGUGUGUUUGAGUUGAUGGAGAUCAUCUCUAAGGGUGCUGUUGUAAAGUUUAGAGUUCAGAUCCUCAGAGAUAAUUUCCCAUCUGAACUGGUAGAAAAAGCAGAAGGAAGUGAAAGCAAUCCUAUUGAAGUAUUGUAGGAUUCACCAUUUAGUUUUAUGUGUUUCUGAGUCAUGAAGUUGUUGUUUUUGUUUAUAUGGGUAAUGGGUUAUGGUUCCAUAAUCAUCUAGUUCUGUUGUAGUUUCGAAUAUAUUGUUUGCUGAAAUAGUUGAUUUAUGGUUAAUUUA